This is a messenger RNA of Chaetura pelagica (chimney swift), 1233 nucleotides long. RefSeq names its product interleukin 1 receptor, type II (gene IL1R2). NCBI's taxonomy places the organism in Eukaryota, Metazoa, Chordata, Aves, Apodiformes, Apodidae. The record is from RefSeq and is a predicted model, not a curated record. Gene Ontology annotation, molecular function: interleukin-1, type II, blocking receptor activity; interleukin-1 binding.
AUGGCAAAGGGAGCUUUGAGAUUUCAAGACACUUUCCUUUGGACUGCUUCUGAUUUCCUCUGGGAAAAAAUGUGUGGGCUUUUCUUUGUCCUGGUGUUGUGCACAGCAACCACUUCUGCUUUCAGACUCCAGCAAGUCAAAAGCACAGAAAACUGCUCAGAUCACACCGUGUAUUUCAAACACUACUAUGAACUGCAUGGAGAACCUGUGGUUAUGAAAUGCCCUUCCCUCAGAUACAAACACUUGGAUUUUUCUGCCUUGACAUCUAAUAUCACAUGGUAUAAAAAUGAUUCAGAAACCAUGAUAUCAGGAAGAGAGGAAAAUCCAAGAAUCUGGGCAAAAGGAGACACACUCUGGUUUUUACCAGCAGCUCUAGAAGACUCAGGAGUCUAUAUCUGCACAAGAAGAAACUCCUCCUACUGCGCAGAGGUCUCCAUCCACCUCACAGUCAUGGAGAAAACAGCUGCUCAGGAGAUUGCCUAUUCCCAGUUCCUCUUCACCUUCACAUCUGGAAAGAUUGUUUGCCCUGAUCUGUGGGAUUUUACACCAAAUAGGACAAGCUUGGAGCUCAAGUGGUACAAGGGUGGCCUGCCUUUGGAAGACAACAAUGAAAAAUUCAUAAUUCUGAAAGGUUCGACUUCUCUGAUCAUGACUUCUGUGUCACAAACAGACGCUGGCUAUUACACCUGCAAGAUGGCAUUUCCAUUUGAAGGUGUAACGUAUGAAAUCACCAGAACUAUUCUACUGGAGACUGCUGAACAAGAAAAGAUAACUACUCCAAUAAUUGUGUAUCCAACACAAAAGACAACAUCUGCUCCUCUCGGCUCCAAGAUGACUCUCCCAUGCAAAGUGUUUAUUGGACAGAGCAGCCAUGGCCAUACUGACGUGGAAUGGCUGGCAAAUGACACCGCUGUCAACGUGGUUUACAAGCAGAGCAGAGUGACACAGGGGGAACGACAAGAAAUUGUGGAAAAUGGUGAAAACUUCAUUGAAGUGCCACUGAUUUUUGAUUCUGUCGAAGAAGUGGAUUUUUACACAGACUUCAUGUGUGUGGCCCAGAACGUAUUUGGCUACCAAGUAUUGCCAACAAGGUUUAAGCAGGAAGCUGUUGGCUUGUCCUGGUACGUUGCAACGAUUCCCAUUGCGUUGGCCUGUGUGAUCAUAGGGGCAAUGUUCAUCCACAAGUGCUGGAAACGGAGAGCCAAUAAAGGAUACAUGACAGCAGGAGUCUGA